UAUAAUAAAGGGAUUGGAAUUUCUCUCAGAGCAAGAGUGCUAUUACGGACAUAUUCGGGACAUUGUUAUGUUAAGAGAAACAUAGGCUUUGUGUAUGGUUUCCUAUUUCAAGUUAUUUAUCACUUGUUUUAUAUCAUUAUUUAAUAAUGAUAGCAAUUUAACAAGAUAUUAUAUAAAUAUAUUUAUAUAAAUACUGGUUUUCUAUUUGUUUUUUAAUAGUUAGUUAGACUAAGAUAUGUUUCACCCUGCAUUUUGACGUUAGUUUAACAUUUAAAACGUUUUAAUUAAGUUGUUGCGUGUUAGCCUACACUGUAUGCAAAUUUUGAAUAAUACAUACUUGUUUAAGUUGCAGUUUCUGCGAAGACUAAACUAACAGUGCGCACAGGUACCAAGGGUGUCUCAAUAUGGGUGACAACCCUGACUUUGAUGAUGAAGAAAUUAAAGAAGAGAACAUUUGUCUGGAUCUGGGAAAAACGAACCCUUCCAAAUCCGUGGACUUGGAGGAACAAAUCGAAUGCACGAGCAUCCCGAAUGUGAACAAGGACAAUACAACUACUACGCAUUUAUACAAAAGGAGAUGGGUGAUGGUGUUCCUUUUCAGCUCUUAUUCCCUGUGCAACGCAUUUCAAUGGAUCCAAUACGGAAUAAUUAACAAUAUUUUUAUGAAAUUCUACAAUGUGGACUCUUUUGCCAUCGACUGGAUGUCAAUGAUCUAUAUGUUGACAUAUAUUCCCUUUAUAUGGCCUGUCUCCUGGCUUUUAGACAAAAAAGGACUGCGGCUCAUAGCACUGAUGGCCACCGCUAUUAAUUGCCUUGGGACAUGGAUCAAGGUGGCCAGCGUCAAGCAAAACCUAUUUUGGGUGACCAUGCUUGGACAAUUCGCAGGCUCCCUAUCACAGGUAUUCAUCCUUGGGAUGCCUUCCCGCCUAGCAUCGGUUUGGUUUGGCUCUGAAGAGGUGUCCACCGCCUGUUCCAUCGGCGUAUUUGGGAAUCAGAUGGGCAUUGCCAUUGGCUUUCUGGUGCCGCCCAUCCUCGUGCCAAAUGUUGAUGAUAUGGACGAUCUGGCAUACCACAUCAGCAUCAUGUUCUACAUCACUGCUGGAAUGGCCACCGUGAUCUUCAUCCUCGUAGUCUUCAUGUUCCAAGAGAAGCCGGAAAUCCCUCCCACCCUGGCUCAGGUCCAGGCCAGGAGCACCCCUCCAGAAGAGUACUCCUACAUGGCCUCUAUCCUGAGACUGCUGCGUAACUUACCCUUCAUGCUCCUUGUUAUCAGCUAUGGGCUGAAUGUCGGUUGUUUCUAUGCUGUUUCCACACUGCUGAACCGGAUGAUUAUUGAGCAUUAUCCAGGUGAAGAGGUGAAUGCUGGGAGAAUUGGCCUCACCAUUGUCAUUGCCGGGAUGGUGGGGUCCCUCAUAUGUGGGAUCUGGUUGGACAAGACCAAAACCUACAAACAGACUACCCUGGCUGUGUAUCUCAUGUCCUUCGUGGGAAUGGUGGUCUAUGCCUUCACUCUGAACUUAGGCCACCUAUGGGUGGUGUUUGUGACAUCAGGGGCUCUAGGGUUCUUCAUGACUGGGUACCUGCCACUUGGCUUUGAGUUUGCUGUGGAGCUGACCUUCCCAGAGGGUGAGGGCACCUCCUCAGGCCUGCUCAACUGUUCAGCUCAGAUAUUUGGGAUCAUAUUCACCAUCGGGCAAGGGAAGAUCAUAGACCACUUUGGCACAUUCGCUGGGAACAUCUUUUUAUGUGUCUUCCUCCUCAUAGGGACCAUUAUGACAGCAUUCAUCAAGUCUGACCUCCGACGACAAAAGGCCAACCAUCUGGCUGAGAAUCAGGUGGCGAGUGCUGCAGGCUCCCCAUCUCGGGUACAGGACUACGGGGCCACAGCACCCAGCAGCCCUCAGGAGCAGCAGUUCUGACACUAACCUCACUAAAACCCAAACACAAACCAGCCAAGAAACAGGCAGGUCACCCACAGGAAGGCCUCUCACAGCCAGCUACACUGAAGGACAUCAAAGUAUAAGGAGGAAAUCCAGUUGAACGGGUGUGAAAAGAAAGAAAUCCCAUCAUACACUUGGAAUCACACAGGUUCUCCCUCUACUGCAAAUUACUCGUCAGAAGAUAACUGGUUUGAUUAUCAAGCACAACCAAGGGUAUUUCUAUUUGUAUGUGCUGAUAAUUCAUAUUUAACUGUCACUUUUUGAGAGUACACUGUGAAUUGUUAAUAUUUUCAUUUUGGUUUCUCUAGCUUUAAAUGUCUCCAAUCUAAAUAUUAUAAAUGUUGAUGUCUGUGCAUUUUGAUAUGAGCAAUAUUCAAACUGUGCUAUUUGUUUCCUGGUAUUUGACCAAUACCAUACUGGAACAGAAAGUAUUAAUGUAACUGUGCUAUUUGUUUCCUGGUAUUUGACCAAUACCAUACUGGAACAGAAAGUAUUAAUGUAACUGUUCUAUUUUUGGAAUUUGUUAACGUUAAAAUUAGACUACAGAUUCAGUGGUUUCAGUUGAAUGGAAGUCUGUUCAGAGGGCCGAGCCGAUCCAGUCAAGCCAACUCACGUAGUGGCUUAACAGGAUUUUGAGAUUGCUAUCUGCCAUAUAAUCAAAUUUUAUUUAUCACAUGCGCCGAAUACAACAGGUAGACCAGGUAGACCUUACAGUGAAAUGCUAACUUACAAGACCAUAACCAACAAUGCAGUUUUAAGAAAAAUACAUGUUAAGUAAAAAAAUAGAUAAGUAUAAAAUAAUUAAUAAAAGUAACAAAUACUGCUGAUAAUGGUGAAUAUGUUUGAAUCUGUGCAUCUGAGUAUGUCUCAUAAGGACUCAACCUCUUUAACCACAUUCUUAGAACUUUAGGACUAUUCUAUUUAAUAUUUAUCUGCAUUGACUUGUUAAAUAGCCUUUAAAGGAACACAAUGAUAACAGAAUGUGAGCAAAAAUCAUUAGUUUGGCGAGAGACAAUCCAAUGGACUUUUUGGAAGUAGGCUAGUGUUGUAUUUUCUAAAGUACAUUAUUAUUUUGACCUGUAGUUUUGUUACUGAGAAACCUUUUUCAUCUGCUUAUUUGACUUGAUGUGUUGCGGUUAGAAGUUGUCCAGUGUUUUUUCUUUUUUAAUGAUUGUGUAAUCUUAUAAGAAGUGUUUUUCACUCAAAUGAUACAGUAUAUUGUUUUGUAUAAUCAUUGUAUAUACAGUACCAGUCAAACGUUUGGACACACCUACUCAUUCAAGGGUUUUUCUUUAGUUUGACU
Oncorhynchus tshawytscha (Chinook salmon) is the source of this 3243-nucleotide messenger RNA. RefSeq names its product FLVCR heme transporter 2a (gene flvcr2a). Lineage: Eukaryota; Metazoa; Chordata; Actinopteri; Salmoniformes; Salmonidae. Gene Ontology annotation, molecular function: heme transmembrane transporter activity; heme binding. Gene Ontology annotation, cellular component: membrane. The transcript has 11 exons. The record is from RefSeq and is a predicted model, not a curated record. Bases 405 to 1919 code for a protein of 504 amino acids. Gene Ontology annotation, biological process: heme export; transmembrane transport.